CUCUCUUCUCUUCUCUGGUCAUAUACUACUAGACCAGACAUCACUAUAGACUUGUCUUCUUAAUUCAAUGGCUAUUAUUUCACCAUUCUCCAUUCUCUCUCUUCUCUUCUUCUUCCUCUCAUCUCUAACCUUCUGCUCCCAUGGAGUUUUCGGCUAUGGCGGCUGGCAGGACGCUCACGCGACUUUCUACGGCGGCGGCGAUGCUUCCGGCACGAUGGGCGGAGCUUGCGGCUAUGGAAAUCUGUACAGCUCAGGCUACGGCACUAACACGGCGGCGCUCAGUACGGCUCUCUUUAAUAACGGCUUGAGCUGCGGUUCUUGUUACGAACUCAGGUGCAGCGCCGGAAAAUCGUGUCUGCCGGGGAGCAUCACCGUCACGGCGACCAAUUUCUGCCCGCCUAACCCUGGCCUCCCCAAUAACAAUGGGGGUUGGUGUAAUCCUCCCCUCCAACACUUCGAUCUUGCCCAGCCUGCAUACUUGCAAAUCGCUCAGUAUCGUGCUGGAAUUGUCCCGAUAUCUUUUAGAAGGGUACCCUGCAGGAGAAAGGGAGGAAUAAGGUUCACCAUUAAUGGCCAUGCCUUCUUCAACCUAGUGCUGGUGACAAAUGUUGCAGGGGCAGGUGAUGUGCAGUCUGUAUCAAUCAAGGGCUCUGGAACUGGGUGGCAAUCCAUGUCAAGAAACUGGGGGCAAAAUUGGCAAAGCAAUUCCAAUUUCAAUGGGCAGACCCUCUCAUUUAAGGUCACUAGUAGUGAUGGAAGGACUGUCACCAGCUUCAAUGCUGCCCCUGCUAAUUGGCAAUUUGGGAAGACUUAUGAGGGAGGCCAAUUCUAACUCCACAAAUGAAAUAAAUAAUUUCAGAAAUUUAAUCAAUAAAAAAAAUAAGUUCAAUAUGUACAUGUCGUUUAAGGGUGAUGAGUUGGUUUGAGAGAAGUUUUUUUCUUAGGAUAAGGCCCUAAAUGUCCUUAUGGUGACCCUUUUGGGCGGUUCUCGUCCUGUUAGGUGUUUUUAGAGCUGUGAUUUUUUAAUACCAGCUUAAGUCUAUAUAGAGCAUAAUAUUAUAGCAUAUAUAGCCAUAUAGGAAUAAUUCUCUCCUUUUUUGGGUUGAUUUUUCCUUUUUCUUUUGUUGUAUUUUGUCAGAGAGAUUGUUACAAGCCUACAAUGUUAUGCAUUUAUCCAUAUUUGGUGUGUAAGCAUAAUUGGGCAAUUUAGUAUCAAUGGAAAUUAUAUAAAUUUUCCUUUAUAUUUA
Ipomoea triloba (trilobed morning glory) is the source of this 1247-nucleotide messenger RNA. Its product is annotated as expansin-A4. The coding region runs from base 68 to 832 and encodes 254 amino acids. NCBI's taxonomy places the organism in Eukaryota, Viridiplantae, Streptophyta, Magnoliopsida, Solanales, Convolvulaceae. The record is from RefSeq and is a predicted model, not a curated record. The transcript has 2 exons. Gene Ontology annotation, biological process: plant-type cell wall organization. Gene Ontology annotation, cellular component: extracellular region.